GUGACAAAAUAGGAAAAAAGGUAAACAAACAUAUGGCACGAAAUGGAUGCUAGGAAAAAUUGCAAAUACAAACCCCUGGCCACCAAUGGAAAUGGUACACAGAGUGGAGAUGGUGAUUGUUCUACGCCUACGCCAACGGAAAAGGUUUUUCCGAAGCCAAAUGACAAGAAGUGGUGCAUCAUUUGGAGAAGUAUCAACUUCAUCAUGGUCGUGUUCUUCCUCCUUGCAGCAUUUGUCAAUGUGAAUGAUCCAGAUUGGAUUCUGUGGGUGCCUAUUUACCUGGUACCGGCUGUCUUCUCCAUUUCUAUUGUAAUAAGUCCCACACUACCAGAUAAUGAGGUAUGGAGAAUGUCUUGUGUUCUCUGCCUAGCCUUGAACAUAGCCCAUGCUAUUUAUUUGAGUGUCCUUGUGCUGGAAGUUCUUAGCGGGAGGAUUGAGAACCCCAUUCAACAUGAGGAGGGCAGGGAACUCGCUGGUACAGUGAUCAUAAUCAUCUGGCUUUCUCUUUGUGCAUUUACGUCAUUGGGAAGGUCGAAGCCGGGUCAAGGUGCUAUGAACAUGCUGCUGCUGAUGACAGGAGUCUUUGGAACGCUUCCAUUAUUUCUGUGGGGGUUAUGCUUUGUGAGUGACUGGCAUACGAGAAUAGGACACUGCAAGGAUAUGUUUAGAUCGUAACAUUGUACGCCUAUUUCAUGUUGGACAGUGCCCGAUGAUGAUAGUCUGAUGACGUUGAUGAUAGUCUGUAGGUUUCCUGCAUUUUGAUAUAGAGACGAAAAUAUUUACUUUGAAGAGAGGAAUGACAAUGAUUUCAGAGGAGUGACUCUAAAAGGUGUAUAAAGGGAUGAAUCUGUUCCUACCUGAUUAGUAGUUUGAAGUUGAUGCAUUUAUCCAUAAAGAAAUUCUUAAAUUGCCAACAUUGAUACAUUGAUACAUUGAUAUUAUAUUUUAUGAUAAGAUUGUAUAUAUUUGAUCCUGCUUCACAUACAGUAACGGCCAGUUACUGUUUGGUUUGCUAUAGAUUAGCUACUGUUAUAUUGUGAUUGGAUAGUGUUGUUUGUGAUAAGUGGUGCUAUGUUGUAUAUGAAGAACACGUCUUGUAUUUGACACAUGAAAAUAACAUGACAACUUACCGAAAACAGGUGAGAUUGUUUGGGACAAAAGUGUUUAUUUCCGUGAUAAUAUACUUUUUGUGAGUCCAACAUAUUUACAGUUUGGCUUGUUGUCUUCAACUGUUGUACUUGGAUCUUGGUCAGGUGUUUCAACUUGCUAAGACCAUGAGAUCGGGUACAGUCAUGAGAUUAUCUUAUGGUAUAGGUUAUGACCUCUAUUUCUUCUCUGGUGAGUUUGCUUGUAGAACAUGUUAAGUGAAGACACUGUCGCAACCCUGUAAUAAUUCGACAACUUGACAAGACUGGCUAUGCAGGGAUUCACGACUAGGGUAGAUACAAUAAAACAGCUAUUGAAAGAUCAUGUAGACUUG
Lineus longissimus is the source of this 1480-nucleotide messenger RNA. RefSeq names its product transmembrane protein 220-like. The coding region runs from base 43 to 675 and encodes 210 amino acids. The transcript has 7 exons. The record is from RefSeq and is a predicted model, not a curated record. Lineage: Eukaryota; Metazoa; Nemertea; Pilidiophora; Heteronemertea; Lineidae.